ACCUGGAUGCUUUAUAAAGAGAAGAGUACCUCCAGAGAGGCUAUCACAGCUAAGCAUGGCUAAAUUAUUGAGGGUGGUCGUGUUACUAGUCCUCUGCACCACAGCAGUGUGGUGCACCAGUGAUUAUGAUGAAGACGAUGGGGGGGAUAACGCAGAAAAGAACGCAGAAACAUCGGUUGAUGCAAGAGGACACAGGCCACUCCCUGCAGGACAAAAACUCCCUCCAACCAGAAAGCCUCCUCCACCACCAGUCAGUGGAGGUGGCUACAGAGCACGUCCGACCAAAGCUCCAGCCAAAGGAGAGAAGAAAGGACCCGUAGUGUUUCCUGACAGUGGAGGAUGUAAACAUCUACAGGAGGAGAUGGGAGUGUUAUGUCCCACUGGUUGUGAAUUGCGCACCAAUCUUCUAAAACAACAAAGGAAUGUCAAAAACUCUGUGGCUAACAUUCGUCCCAGGCUGGAGUCACUGUCUCAUUCAUCAACCAAUAUAUUCAAGUAUGCCUCUCUGCUUGGAGAAAAAUUCAAAGAACGACAGGAACUCAACAAAGAAAACGAGAAUCUUAUUAAUGAAUACAGUACAGAUCUGGAGGAACACUACACUUAUAUCAAGGAAAAUGUGGAUAACAAUAUUCCAUCCAACAUCCGCAUCCUCCGCCAAGUGUUAGAGAAUCUGAGAUCCAAAAUCCAGAAACUAGAAGCCACAAUUUCCUCCCAGGUGGAGAACUGCCGAACUCCAUGUGUUACAAGUUGCAACAUUCCAGUGGUAUCUGGCAAAGAGUGCGAAGAAAUCUACAGGAAAGGUGGGGAGACAUCAGAGAUGUAUCUCAUACAGCCAGAUGGAUUCUUCAGGCCAUACAAAGUUUACUGUGAUAUGACCACACAAGACGGCGGAUGGACAGUAAUCCAGAACAGACAAGAUGGCAGCGUUAACUUUGGAAGAACAUGGGACAGCUAUAAGAAUGGAUUUGGAAAUGUUGCUUUCAAUGGAGGAAAAGGAAUCUGCGAUACUCCAGCUGAAUAUUGGCUCGGUAAUGAGAGAAUUAGCCAGAUUACUAACCUAGGACCCACCGAAGCUUUGAUUGAAAUGGAAGACUGGGACGGCAACAAAGUUUCAGCCCAGUAUACUAGUUUCACUGUGCAAAAUGAAGCAAACAAAUAUCAGCUUUCUGUGAGUGGCUACAAGGGUACUGCCGGAAAUGCUCUCAUGGAAGGGGCUUCAGAACUUAGAGGAGAAAACCGAACCAUGACAAUACACAAUGGCAUGUUCUUCAGUACUCAUGACAGAGACAAUGACGGAUGGUUGCAUGCAGAUCCAAACAAACAGUGCGCCAAAGAAGAUGGUGGUGGUUGGUGGUACAACAGAUGCCACUCUGCUAAUCCUAAUGGCAGAUAUUACUGGGGUGGAUAUUACACAUAUGAUAUGGCAAAACACGGUACAGAUGAUGGUGUUGUAUGGAUGAACUGGAAGAAAUCCUGGUAUUCAAUGAGGAAGAUCAACAUAAAAGUCCGCCCGUUCUUCAGCAGUUAAAAACAUGUCAUAUGGUGCCUGAAACAGCAAGACAUCAACAUAGCCAAAGUACAUCAUCCAACACGUGGAACACUUCAGGUCAUCUGUCAGGAUGACUCUAUGCAUUGUUCUAGAGCAGUGAUGGCUAACCUUGGCACUCCAGCUGUGGUAAAACUAUAACUCCCAAGAUGCCCCCCUUGAUUGGCUGCUCCCAGAACUCUAUAGAAAUAAAUGGAGCAUGCUGGGAGUCGUAGUUUCACCACAGCUGGAGUGCAAGGUUAGCCAUCACUGUUCUAGAGUCAUGUAUUAGAAAGCAACUAAGUAGAUGUAAUGUAUGAGUCAAAACAUCCAACACCCAGGGUCAUAAACCCACAAUGCUCUCCUCAACAGUAAAAAUAAAGAAGGCAUAUAAGAAGUCUGUCAACAUUUUACACCAUAAUCCAAUCUCAAAAUGCUUGAUGCAGUCCUUCAGUAAGUGUUAUAAUGGCAACAAUUUGACGACAUUUCCUUUUUUCUUAUUUAUGACUGAUUAUAUGAUUUUCUAUCUAGCUGUUAGUAAAUCAACUAGCGGUUGCCAACUGUGGCUACGACAAACAAAUGACCAUAUUGAGGACCAGGUUGAUCAGUGAAACAUGUUGUUAUGGUGAUGUCACUUAAAAGCUGUGUAACAAUAAAGAAACUGAAGUCUUGUCUACAGUG
Messenger RNA from Bufo gargarizans (Asiatic toad), 2206 nucleotides. It is a transcript of the gene FGB, whose product is annotated as fibrinogen beta chain. The transcript is spliced from 9 exons. Gene Ontology annotation, molecular function: signaling receptor binding. Lineage: Eukaryota; Metazoa; Chordata; Amphibia; Anura; Bufonidae. Bases 56 to 1528 code for a protein of 490 amino acids. Gene Ontology annotation, cellular component: fibrinogen complex. Gene Ontology annotation, biological process: blood coagulation; protein polymerization; platelet activation. The record is from RefSeq and is a predicted model, not a curated record.